This is a messenger RNA of Drepanopeziza brunnea f. sp. 'multigermtubi' MB_m1, 942 nucleotides long. RefSeq names its product 60S ribosomal protein uL10. Gene Ontology annotation, biological process: ribosome biogenesis; cytoplasmic translation; ribosomal large subunit assembly. Gene Ontology annotation, molecular function: large ribosomal subunit rRNA binding; structural constituent of ribosome. Lineage: Eukaryota; Fungi; Ascomycota; Leotiomycetes; Helotiales; Drepanopezizaceae. Gene Ontology annotation, cellular component: cytosolic large ribosomal subunit. The record is from RefSeq and is a predicted model, not a curated record.
AUGGGGGGCAGAUCCGACAACAAGGCUGGCUACUUCGAGAAGCUCAAGACCCUUCUCGAGGGAUACAAGAGCAUCUUCAUCGUCGGCGUCGACAAUGUCAGCUCUCAACAAAUGCACGAGAUCAGACAAUCCCUUCGUGGUGAGGGUGUCGUCUUGAUGGGAAAGAACACCAUGGUCCGUCGUGCCCUCAAGGGCUUCCAAGUCGACACGCCCGAGUACGAGCGUCUCCUGCCAUUCGUCAAGGGCAACGUCGGAUUCGUCUUCACAAACGGUGACCUGAAGACUAUCCGUGACAAGAUCCUCGCCAACAAGGUUGCCGCUCCCGCCAGAGCUGGUGCCGUUGCUCCCGAUGAUGUCUACGUCCCCGCUGGUAACACUGGUAUGGAACCCGGAAAGACCUCUUUCUUCCAGGCUCUCGGUGUCCCAACCAAGAUUGCCCGUGGUACCAUUGAAAUCACCACCGACUUGAAGCUCGUCGAGGCCGGAAGUAAGGUCGGAGCCUCCGAGGCCACCCUACUUAACAUGUUGAACAUCUCUCCCUUCACAUAUGGAAUGGGGAUCUUCCAGGUUUACGACCAAGGCAACACCUUCCCACCCAGUGUUCUCGACAUCGAGGAGUCGCAACUGCUGAAGACGUUCUCCAGCGCCAUCGCUACCAUCGCCGCUAUCUCAUUGGCUGCCAACUUCCCAACUCUUCCAUCUGUUAUGCAUUCUGUUGUUAACAGCUACAAGAAGGUUCUGGCCGUUGCCAUCAGCACUGAUUUCAGCUGGCCCGAGAUUGAGGAGCUCAAGGAUCGCAUUGCCAACCCAGAGGCUUACGCUUCUGCCGCUCCCGCUGCUACCACCGAAGCCGCUCCAGCUGCUGCUGCCGCGGCUGCUCCCGAGGAGGAAGAGGAGGCCGAGGACUCCGCCGACGAGGGUUUCGGAGGCAUGUUCGACUAA